AUGUGGGGCAUAGAUGUCAUCGGAAUGAUCGAACCGAAAGCAUCAAAUGGACAUCGCUUCAUCUUGGUGGCAAUUGAUUACUUUACCAAAUGGGUAGAGGUAGCUUCAUACGCCAAUGUAACCAAAAAUGUGGUAGUCAAAUUUAUAAAAAGGGAAUUAAUAUGUCGUUAUGGUCUACCAAGCAAGAUCAUUACUGACAAUGCCACAAAUCUAAAUAACAAAAUGAUGGAUGAAUUGUGUGCCACCUUUAAAAUUCAACACCACAACUCGUCCUCGUACAGACCAAAAAUGAAUGGUGCAGUUGAAGCAGCAAAUAAAAACAUCAAAAAAAUUAUUCAUAAAAUGGUUAUAACAUACAAAGAUUGGCAUGAGAUGUUGCCAUUUGCACUACAUGGGUAUUGUACUUCGGUACGCACUUCAACUGGGGCAACCCAUUUUUCCUUAGUAUAUAGGAUAGAGGUUGUGCUACCUACUGAAGUAGAAAUCCCCUCGCUCAGAGUAUUAAUGGAAGCUAAACUAGAGGAGUCGGAACGGAUACAAACGCGUUUUGAUCAAUUGAAUUUGAUUGAAGAAAAAAGGUUGGCGGCCUUAUGUCAUGGACAAUUAUAUCAGAAAAGACUGAAGAAAGCGUAUGAGAAAAAAAUACGUCAUCGAGAAUUCCAGGAAGGUGAUCUGGUGCUGAAAAAAAUCUUACCCAUUCAAAAGGAUUAUCGUGGGAAAUGGACUCCUAACUAUGAGGGACCAUACGUCGUGAAGAAAGCUUUCUUAGGUGGAGCUUUGAUCCUUACGAAUAUGGAUGAAAAAGAUUUAGCUCUUCCUGUAAACUCAGACGCCGUAAAAAAGUUGAUUUCUGCAACAUGCGCCAACUGUGAUAUGCUUUGGCAAGUCGCCUUUUCCAAAAGGCGACCUCGUGACAUACGCUUUGGCAAGUCGUCAUUCCAAAAGGCGACAUUGAAUGAUGCUUUGGGAAAUCGCCUUUCCAACCGGCGAUUUAGUUGGAAUCGGAAUAUAUUCCCGCACAUUGGGAAGUUGCAAAAACGUGAACGUGAUAAUCUCUUCGUCCAGUCUAAUCCUCUCCAUCAUGUUCAGUCUUCUCCGUCCAGAAGCCAAGUUUAUGACCAUUCUCCACAACUUCACUCUUCUACUCUUUAA
Cicer arietinum (chickpea) is the source of this 1152-nucleotide messenger RNA. RefSeq lists its product as uncharacterized. Gene Ontology annotation, molecular function: nucleic acid binding. NCBI's taxonomy places the organism in Eukaryota, Viridiplantae, Streptophyta, Magnoliopsida, Fabales, Fabaceae. The record is from RefSeq and is a predicted model, not a curated record. Gene Ontology annotation, biological process: DNA integration.